Momordica charantia (bitter melon) is the source of this 1414-nucleotide messenger RNA. It is a transcript of the gene PAC, whose product is annotated as pale cress protein (PAC). Lineage: Eukaryota; Viridiplantae; Streptophyta; Magnoliopsida; Cucurbitales; Cucurbitaceae. The record is from RefSeq and is a predicted model, not a curated record. Gene Ontology annotation, cellular component: etioplast; amyloplast; proplastid. Gene Ontology annotation, biological process: leaf morphogenesis; chloroplast mRNA processing; chloroplast organization.
UUAGAUUAGCUUCAAACAAUAUGUUCCCCAAAAACUGUAACCAAACAAAGAUAAAGAUCAGUAGACAUCGACCUAAAAUUCUUCUGGUGUUCAAAAUCCUUUUUUUCCUGCUCGUUCGUUGUUUCUGAACUAAAAUGGAGGCAAACGUGCUCUGGCUGAGAUGCCCACCAGUUCCGCCAUUGCCCUCUGCUUCCUCAACCUUACAAAAGCUUUCAACCUCUCAUUUCUCAAAGCGCCAUUCUCCUGGUUUUGUUUUGAGGAGCAGCUUGAGCAAGGAAGAGCCGCUUAUUGACGGGCUUCCAAAAGAGUUCUACGAUGAUGAAUGGCAAGCUCGACAAAGAGAGAAGACAAAGGAGUUACAUCGAAGGCGUCAGGAGGAAGAUGAAGAAGAGGAAAGAAAGGUAGAAGAAUAUCGUGAAAUUGGGAUGCGUCUAAAAGGAUUUCCAGAAGAAGAUGUUAUAAAAGCUCGAAAACUGGUUUCAAGCUUUAUCCGAGCUGCUGAAGAAGUUGAAGAGAAAAUUGAGGAAGCUGCUGAGAAAGGGGAACUAACAGAGCUUGUUUUAUUAGUCAUAUGGAAUCGACUUGAUUUAGCACGCCGUGAUGAUGAAAAGGAUGCAAUUAGAAGUCUUGAUCUGUUAUAUCGAAGGGUUGAGACUGAAAUUCUCAAACGGGAAGCUACUCCUGCCAUGAGACUGCUUAACGAACUUUUGAAUAUGUAUGACGGCUUUGAUGAUGAAGGGUGGCUAAAAGAUUGCAGAAAACGCAUGGUUGAUACCUUUCCACGGGAGGAUCCAUUUAGCAUUCUUGUUCCAGUUGGUUUAGACAUUGAUAAGCAUCAAGGGCCACUACGACCAUCGCUUGAAGCUGAUAAUACACUAUUGAGAGUAGACUUUGUCAGAGAGGUUGAUGAAUUGCUGCAAGAAGUUCGACCGGAUGAGAGUGAAGUGCAAUAUGCAAAUGCAGGUGGAUUUGAUGUGGAAUCGGUGGCAAGUAGGUUGAAACAACAGGAGAAACAACGGACAAUAAGGUUGGUUGAAGCACUGCUAGACUUAUCUAUAAACUUGAAGUGGUAGGGAAUGGGAAUGAGAAUGGAAUAUGACCUUAAAGUUUUAGUGGAAAAGAUACGAAUUUCAAGGAUCGAUUUCCAGUUUAGGUUUUUGCAAAUAGUUUUUUCUUUUUUAUUGUAACAUGUGUGUGGUAUGAAGAUUCGAAACUCCAACUACCUUAAAGAAAGAAGUAGAAGUCUAUGCCGCUGAGCUAUAUUUGUGUUGGUUAUUUUAACAAGUAGUUGCUGGAAUAAGACGAUAGAAAGACCUAAGGUGUAACACAGAUUCGAUAUCCGAAGCAUCAGUCUUCCACUAUUUGUAAUGCUCGAUACAUAGAUUUAAAUAGUACAGUCAUAUUAAUCUGAGAA